Phalacrocorax carbo (great cormorant) is the source of this 1947-nucleotide messenger RNA. Lineage: Eukaryota; Metazoa; Chordata; Aves; Suliformes; Phalacrocoracidae. The record is from RefSeq and is a predicted model, not a curated record.
AUGGCUUUGCUCCAUCCCUUCACCAGCCUCCUCCUCCUACUUGCUGUGCCCCUUUCCUGGGCUGCAAACCAGUCCCUGCCAUCCCCUGGCUCCCUGCCUGCUUUCCCCCCCCUGCCGCUCCUGCAGGCCCUGCAAGUGCGGGCACCAGGCAGCCAGGGCUGGCAAGCAGGGCCAGCAAGUGGGCAGCCUCUGCGCUACAUGCUGAACCUGUACCGGCGUGCUGCUGACAGCGAAGGCCGACCCCGCCAUGGCCGCAGCCUUGUCACCAACACUGUUCGCUUGGUCCGGGCCAGUUCCCAUGGAGGUCAGCCCUGGGCAGGUCGCUGGUACAUGCAGCCCCUCACCUACCACCUGGAGGGCCAGCCCGAGGUCGAGCACCUCCUCCGAGCCACUGUGGUCUACCUGCCCAGUCUGCCACUGGCCCACGGUCGCCUCCUCUGUGCCCUGGAGCUGGCAUCCACUGGUGAGGCACCUGGGGCAUUGCUCAGCCCUGCCACCCGCCCCCGCCGUGGCUGGGCCGAAGCAGAUGUAACCCCUUACCUGGCGCUGGGGAAUGGAAGUGUGGGAAGCCUGUCGCUGCGGCAUGUCUGUGUGCGUGCCAGCCGGGUGGGGGGCCGCGAUGCCCCAGUGACCCCCAGCCACCCCUUCCUCCUCCUCUACCUCAAUGACACCCAGACUGGGCUCGCACCUCCAGCAGCAGAGCCCCACCGGCACCGGCGUGACACAGGGAUGCUGGCCCAUGACCUGCCUGGCUACCUGCGGGAGCAGGGAAGGGAGAAGAGUGACUGUUCCCUGCGCCCCUUCCCUGUCAGCUUUGCCCAGCUGGGCUGGGACCACUGGAUCAUUGCUCCCCACCGCUACAACCCACGCUACUGUAAGGGUGCCUGUCCCCGCCUGCUCCGCUAUGACUAUCAUGCGCCUAACCAUGCCGUUGUGCAGAGUCUUGUCCAUCAGCUGGUGGAUGCCAAUGUGCCCCGGCCCUCCUGUGUCCCGUACCGCUACAGCCCCAUCAGUGUCCUCAUGAUUGAGCGUGAUGGCGGCAUCCUCUACAAGGAGUAUGAGAACAUGAUUGCAGAGUCCUGCACCUGCCGGUAACACCUGCUGCCCUGGCACAUCACCCCAGGCUCUGCCUGUCCCUGCUGGAUCUGGACUUUAGCGUUUGUCUUGCUCUGCCUGGGGCAGGUUUGUCCCCCCUCCCUACACAGCACUACUCUGGGAAGGUUUUACAAUGGCAGUUUUAUGUAAAUUGUGGGUUUUUAAAGGCAGAAGCCUGGGCUGGGGUGGUUGCCCUGUGGCAUCUGUCCUUUCUGCAGACCCUAGGCUGCCACCUGUUUUUGGGGAGCAGGAGGGCUUGGCCCAAUGCUCCCAGAGAAGAGCUGCAUCCCUGGACUGCAGCAUGAAGCUCUUAGGAGGUGGCUGGGGUCUCCUGGUGGAGCCAGGGCAGGGAGGGCAAGCAGUCUGUGUGUCCCUGUGCUUGGCACCAAGCUGGUGCUGUCAGUAUCUGGUGCAACCCUGCCCAUGGGAUUCCUUCCUGGCUCAUGUGCCCCCCAUCCUGUCUAGUCCCAGCUGUGGCAGCAUCUCACUGGGCUGGGAAUUGGGCUGGGGGGGAAGCCCCUCUCGUCUCCUGCAGUUCUGCUCUGAGAGGCUAUGAAAACUGGAGGACCCGAGCUGCCAGCUCUGCUCCCAGUACCAGGGGCCAGUCAGUGCUGGGCUCUGCCCACUGCUUCCUCUGCCACCCCUGUCCUUCACCUCUUUGGCUUGCCCUCUAGCAGGGUUCAGGUCUCACCUUAUCCCAGGGUUGGACCCCUGUUGUGGUGUCCCUCUGCCUUUUCACACCCUUGCUGUCCCAUGGGGCUUGGGCUCUGCUGGGGUCCUGGUCUGUCCCUGUUCCCGGAGGGGUCAGUCUUAUUCCCAGCACCCCUGCUGCCUGGCUUUCCUCUAUUUAUU